This is a messenger RNA of Panonychus citri (citrus red mite), 1611 nucleotides long. RefSeq lists its product as uncharacterized. Bases 137 to 1090 code for a protein of 317 amino acids. NCBI's taxonomy places the organism in Eukaryota, Metazoa, Arthropoda, Arachnida, Trombidiformes, Tetranychidae. The transcript is spliced from 2 exons. The record is from RefSeq and is a predicted model, not a curated record.
AUGGCUAGAAAUGAUAAUUGUUUUGAAUUAAUACAAUUGAAUUAGAAUUAUUAUUUUGAUAAUACUUUACCAAUUAACUAUAAAGUUUUUGUUUAAUUAAAUAUAUAACCUUAUAAUUUCACUUGUUUGGAUCAACAUGUCAGCAAACAUUGAAUCAAAUAAUCUGGAAACUGUAUUCAAAUGUGAUCGGUGUGACAAAGUUUUUAGUGCCAAGAGAAACUUGAGGAAACAUGAAGUUAAUUUUCAUGGUAGAACACCUAAUGGAUUCAAGUGCAUCAGGUGUGAAACAGUGAUAACAAACGUUUCAUCUUAUGCAAAUCACCUUAAUAGUGAGCACAGGAUUUUAAUGGAAUUCCACUCCCUCACGUUUGACUCGAUUCAAGAUUUCGAUACAUGGAAAACCAAAAUUGAAGAAGAAAAUACUUGUUUUUAUAAACUUUCAUCUAGCUCUUCCGAUGGAAGAAAGUACUUCGAUUGUAAUCGAUCUGGUACUUAUUUAGCUCCUGAGGAUCGUGAACGCUAUUUAAAAAUACAAGGUUCACGAAAAAUUGGUGGUAGAUGUCCAUCAACUAUACAAUUGAAUAUGGAAAAUGAAAAAGUGUUGAUAAGGUAUCAAGCCAAACAUGUUGGGCACACUUUAGAUCUUAAACAUAUUCAGUUGUCUUCAAAUCAAAGGGAAGAGUUGGCAUCUUAUUUAACCCUAGGAAUGAGCCGUCAAGUGAUUCUCAACAAAAUUCGAUCAACUUGGACCGACGAAACAAAGCGAAUCCACUUAACGUCUGUUAAAGAUUUGACAAAUAUUUCUUCAUCAUUCAAUCUGAAAUCUCAUGUUAAUCGGGACUCUAAUGAUCUUGUUAGUGUUGAAUCAUGGAUAUCAGAGAUGAAGGAAACUGAACAAGAUCCAAUAAUUCAUUAUCAGCAGCCAGAUGAUGAUGGAUCAUCAUCUUUCAUGCUCGUAAUAAGUACAAUUGGGCAACGUUUCAUGUUAGAAAAAUAUGGAGGAAAUGUUAUUGCGAUGGACUCUACUCAUGGAACAAAUGAUUACGAUUUCCAGUUGACAACAAUAAUGGUUGUUGAUGAAAAUAGGUGAGGUCACUUACCUGUGCUAUCAAAGUGAUAUAUUAUCAAUUAUUCUUACAUUCUAUUUAGGGUUGGAUUCCCAGUUGCAUAUCUAUACUCAGCUAAAGUUGAUAUGUAUGUUUGUCGAACAUUUUUCACUUCAUUGAAAAAAGUUUGCAACAUAAAAACUCCAAAUGUCUUCAUGUCAGACGAUUUCCCUGGUUAUUAUGCUGCUUGGUGCGCGGUAUUUGGGACACCAGCGAACCAUCUGUUGUGUACCUGGCACGUACUUAAAAAUUGGAACAAACAUAUUCUAUCCAUUCCUGAUCCUGAAGCUAGAAAGAAGAUAAAACAUGACCUUCUCUCCAUUCAUCGUGAGCUUGACCAGGUUGAAUUUAGCCGCUUGUAUGAUUUCUUUUGCAAGAAAUAUAAAAUAGUCAAAUCAACAGUAGAUUUUGUUUCGUAUUUAGAGGUAAACUAUGGUAGUAGAAAGCAACAAUGGGCUUUGUGUUAUCGUAAAAAAUUAGGUAUAAACACUAAUAUGCACCUCGA